AUGUUAAGAAUCUAUCCAGGUGUUCUCGUGCAGUGCGAUCCGUCUAUCAAGUCCAUCAUCGUCAAGAUAGACAACGAAGAGCAUGCCUUCAUCGUCGAAGAGCUGGAUGACCAGACUCUGGUGAUCAAAGAGAAUAUGAUGACAACACUAAAGAUGAAGCUGGACGAGGUUGAUGCCUUUGCUGCAUGAUACGGGCCUGGAGCUGACGAUGGAAUGCAGGUACUUAAGGAGACGCAAAACAAUGAUGAGAGCUCUUCUGAUGAGUGAAAGAGGUGAGAGCCUGCAUGGGCUAUUUGG
This is a messenger RNA of Hyaloscypha bicolor E, 297 nucleotides long. RefSeq lists its product as uncharacterized. The coding region runs from base 1 to 189 and encodes 62 amino acids. Lineage: Eukaryota; Fungi; Ascomycota; Leotiomycetes; Helotiales; Hyaloscyphaceae. The record is from RefSeq and is a predicted model, not a curated record. Gene Ontology annotation, cellular component: transcription factor TFIIH core complex; transcription factor TFIIH holo complex. The transcript has a single exon. Gene Ontology annotation, biological process: transcription initiation at RNA polymerase II promoter; nucleotide-excision repair; nucleotide-excision repair, preincision complex assembly.